Messenger RNA from Galeopterus variegatus (Sunda flying lemur), 2424 nucleotides. It is a transcript of the gene DPYSL5, whose product is annotated as dihydropyrimidinase-like 5. The record is from RefSeq and is a predicted model, not a curated record. Lineage: Eukaryota; Metazoa; Chordata; Mammalia; Dermoptera; Cynocephalidae. Bases 1 to 1344 code for a protein of 447 amino acids. The transcript has 10 exons. Gene Ontology annotation, molecular function: hydrolase activity, acting on carbon-nitrogen (but not peptide) bonds, in cyclic amides. Gene Ontology annotation, cellular component: cytosol; cytoplasm.
AUGCUUGCCAAUUCAGCCAGCGUGCGGAUUCUUAUCAAGGGAGGCAAGGUGGUGAACGAUGACUGCACCCAUGAGGCUGAUGUCUAUAUUGAGAAUGGCAUCAUCCAGCAGGUGGGCCGUGAGCUCAUGAUCCCCGGUGGGGCCAAGGUGAUUGAUGCCACUGGAAAGCUGGUGAUCCCCGGAGGCAUCGACACCAGCACCCACUUCCACCAGACCUUCAUGAACGCCACGUGCGUGGACGACUUCUACCAUGGGACCAAGGCAGCGCUCGUUGGAGGCACCACCAUGAUCAUCGGCCACGUUCUGCCUGACAAGGAGACCUCCCUCGUGGAUGCCUAUGAGAAGUGCCGGGGUCUGGCUGACCCCAAGGUCUGCUGUGACUAUGCCCUCCAUGUGGGGAUCACCUGGUGGGCACCCAAGGUGAAAGCAGAAAUGGAGACCCUGGUGAGGGAGAAGGGUGUCAACUCGUUCCAGAUGUUCAUGACCUACAAGGACUUGUACAUGCUUCGAGACAGUGAGCUGUACCAAGUGUUGCAUGCCUGCAAGGACAUUGGGGCGAUUGCCCGAGUCCAUGCUGAAAAUGGGGAGCUUGUGGCCGAGGGUGCUAAGGAGGCACUAGAUUUGGGUAUCACAGGCCCAGAAGGAAUCGAGAUUAGCCGUCCAGAGGAGCUGGAAGCUGAAGCCACGCACCGAGUUAUCACCAUUGCAAACAGGACUCACUGUCCAAUCUACCUGGUCAACGUGUCCAGCAUCACGGCUGGUGAUGUAAUCGCAGCUGCUAAGAUGCAAGGGAAGGUCGUGCUGGCUGAGACCACCACUGCACAUGCCACACUGACAGGCUUACACUACUACCACCAGGACUGGUCCCACGCGGCCGCCUAUGUCACGGUGCCUCCCCUGCGACUGGACACCAACACCUCCACCUACCUCAUGAGCCUGCUGGCCAAUGACACUCUGAACAUUGUGGCAUCAGAUCACCGGCCGUUCACCACAAAGCAGAAAGCUAUGGGCAAGGAGGACUUCACCAAGAUCCCGCACGGAGUGAGCGGCGUGCAGGACCGCAUGAGUGUCGUCUGGGAGAGGGGAGUGACCUUGAAGGUUAAGGGAGUAGACCGCACCCCCUACCUGGGGGAUGUCGCUGUGGUUGUGCAUCCCGGGAAAAAAGAGAUGGGAACACCGCUCGCAGACACUCCUACCCGGCCCGUCACCCGACAUGGGGGCAUGCGGGACCUUCAUGAAUCCAGCUUCAGCCUCUCUGGUUCUCAGAUCGAUGACCAUGUUCCAAAGCGAGCUUCGGCUCGGAUCCUCGCUCCCCCGGGAGGCAGAUCAAGUGGCAUUUGGUAAAGGCACUGACCAGCCCCCAAGUGAGGAUGCACCGCUGGCACCAGCCCGCACACCCUCCGGCCGCAGCUGCAGGGGCGGGAGAGGCUGGGCUGGGCAGCAAACCACCUGAGGGGGCCCCAGGACCCGGGAGCCCUCCCCAUGUCUGAAACGUGAUUCACUGUGCUUCGAGCCGACCCUGACAGGCACUUUGAGAUAUGUUCCUCCUGCUGUAGUCUUUUCCUGCCUUGGCCUCAGCGGCGGGCUUUUCUGGGGCCCAGGAAGCCCACACUAUGCACAGAGCCCAACGCAUAGAGCCCGGCCCAGCCCCUCCUCUCACACCUGCCUCCACGUGCUGGCUUUGGGAAAGCCCAGACUUGAGUGCCCUGCCCCUGGCUGGGCGGCCAGGUGUCCAGAGCACUUUAGCAGAUGUAUUGUAAAAGUAAAGGCCUCCCCACCCACCUCCUUAGGCCCCAUGGUGACAUUUCCCAAGUCAGACAGGUGUCAGCUUCCCAGCCAUGCCCAGGACAUCCCGUUUCUCCUGACUCACCUCUGGCCCUGUGUGGGUGUGGUUGGGACCCCCUGGGUGUGGGUGUGGUUGGGACACCCUGUGCCCUUUGCCAGCUUUUCCUUCCCCCACCCAUGCCCUCUGGGAGUCACAGGCCCAGAGGGUAGCUGGGGGGUGGGACAGGCACGAGGCUGGUGCCAGGCACGUGUACAUGGUUUUGUUUUGCACGUUUGGUUUGCGCAGUGGUUUGGUUUGACUUGUUUGUGCAUCCUGUGAAAAAUAACGGUGCUUUGUGUCCCUAGCAUAGCAUAGAAACAGGAAUAGAUGUGGUCCUUAGGAGACGCUGCACUCGACACCAACCAGACAGCACAGGGCAGAGGCAGUGGUGCGCUGGCCUCUCAGGCCCCUCUUCUUCCCACCUGGGGUCCUCUGGGCUGCUGAGGCCCUGGCCCAGGCCUUCUUCUCCCCUCUCCUCCUGGUCUAGUUUCCUACAUUCUGAGAGGGCGCCUGGGAUGCUGGCCCUGGAGACCUUCAGCAGCCUCGUGGCCUUUCCCAUCUCUGCCCCUGGUCAGUCACAGCACUAACCGCGCCCCCCC